UUUUUAUUUUACCAUAAAUCAUAAUGUGAAAUCAAAUUGUCAGCCAAAUCAUCAGCUCGCGUUUUCAUUUCACAAUUUGUAUUAUAUUUUGCUUUAAUUUUCUCAGUUUUUGCUCAUAGAACAAUAAAUAAAAGUGCAGUGAAAUGGAUCGGUUUAUAAGUAUGUGGAAAGUUCGGGAGUUGGCGGAUAAAGUCACGAACGUGGUGAUGAACUACACGGAAGUGGAAGGCAAGGUGCGCGAGGCCACGUCGGAUGAGGCGUGGGGUCCCACGGGCCAGCAGAUGCAAGAGCUGGCGCUGGCCACCUUCACCUACGAGCACUUCCCCGAGGUCAUGUCCAUGCUGUGGCGCCGCAUGCUGCACGACAACCGCUCCCACUGGCGCCGCACCUACAAGUGUCUGUUGUUGCUGAGCUACCUGGUCCGCAACGGAUCGGAGCGAGUGGUGACCUCGGCCAGGGAACACAUAUACGACCUGCGCUCACUGGAGAACUACACCUUCGUCGACGACUUGGGCAAGGAUCAGGGUAUAAAUGUGAGACAUAAAGUGAGAGAGCUGAUCGACUUCAUCCAGGACGACGAGAAGCUCAGGGAAGAGAGGAAGAAAGCUAAGAAGAACAAGGACAAGUAUAUUGGUAUGUCGUCGGAGGCGGUGUCGUUGGGCGGUCGCGGGGGAGGCGGGGGAGGGGGCUGGGGGGAGUACAGCGACCGACACGCCGCCAACUGGCCAGAUGAGCCUAAAGAGAGAAACGAAGAAGAUGACUAUGAGAGAGAAGACUCCGAUGGGGACGGGGAUUAUGGUCACAGGAAACCUAAUAGAUAUAAAAACAGAGAGAACGUAUAUCGGGACUCGGAGGUGGUAGAGGAGGGACCCCGCGCGGAGGACAAGGCCGACAAGGAGAGGGAGCGGGACAGAGACAGGGCCGACAAGGAGAGGGAGCGGGACAGAGACAGGGCCGACAAGGAGAGGGAGCGGGACAGAGACAAGCCGCUCAGCAUCAGUCUGAGGAGUCCGGCGCGGGUGAAGCCGAGCACGCCCAUCAAGAAGAUAGACCUAGGUGCCGCGGCUCGGUACGGCAGGAGCGCGAGUCCCGCCAGCGCCACCAACAACCCGCAGGAGCUGUUGGACGACCUGUUCAAGACGUGUGCCCCGUCCGCUGACGACUCCACCGGCGCCACGCUGCUAGAAGAUGACUUCAAUCCGAGAGCGGAAGAAGUAAAGAGUAAAGAGAGUGAGUUUGGUGACUUCGCAGCCGCCUUCGUCGACGAAACUCCCGCCGGCCCCGCCUCCGACGCGUUCGCUGAUUUCACGAGCGCCUUCGUCGAUACUGAUGCGGCUAACAAGGAGCCAAGUCCUGCGUCUAACGUGGACCUGUUGAGUGAACUGUCACCUCCGCCGCCCGCUGUCAACGUGCUGGCAGAGCAGCUUGCAACCACGCACCUCACACCCAUGACAGGCGGGAAGGUGCUAGAAACAUCCCCAGCCACCCGACGCCACCUUGAUGAACACAUACGUAUUGCUCUUGACACUCUGCUCAACGUGCCCAACAUCUCCACCGACCAAGAACACGACCUCAUUCAAAGUUGCUUCAAUAAAGUGAUCCAUUACUUGCCCGGACCUAUCAACCCGCAGAAACUGUUCCACAUACAGGAUUAUAUGUUUGACAGGGAUAAUAUGGACGCAUUUUCGAGCAUUUUUUGUGUUAUUAUUAAGAAUCUUCUGCCUAAGUGGCCAAUCCUCAAAUUAGAAAUUGUACAUUUGUUUUGUGUUGAAGAGAAGUUCGAUAUGAGCCUCGAAAGUCUGUCUACUCUUUGUGGUUUUCUUGGUGUGGAACAGAACUGUACUGUGCUAGAAGCCCUCGCUCACAUUAUUUUGCAGUACUGUAAGUCGGAUUCUCCAUUGACCGCUAUUAUUGAUUGUAGCUCCUCCAAUUUGGAAGGUGAAGAGAAAUGUAAACUAGAAGCAGACUGGGAGGGCUAUGUUCAGAUGCUGGUCACUCUGCCAGAGCGAGUCGCGAACAGGUUAGAGACUAACACGCCGAAGGAGUUCUCCCACGAGAACUUCUCUUACAUCCUCACGUUUCAAAUAGUUCGCGCGCUCGACUUACUCAGCGAAAGCAGCUUUGAAAUUGGUGUGAAGUUUGACCUGACUUACAUUGCUCACCUCGUGUCAAAGUAUGUCAUCAUCUACAACAAAACCGAGGCAUUCCAGUAUUUCAUAGAUGUCGUGAUUGGGUUUGCUCAUUGCGAGUCUCCCACAAAAUUUGUCAGAAGAAAGCUUAUUCAAACGUUAACAUAUCAUCUGAAUCGUCAGGCGAUUGAUCGAUUUUCUAUUUUAAUAUUUAAAAAUUCACCAAUCGAUUACAAAAGUGAUGAACAAACUGUUAAACAUCUGCUCGGCAACAAUAUUGAUAGCAAUAAGGAUUGGAACGAAAUACUGAUGUACAAGAUACCUUUCAAUGUUCACGUGAACGGGUUCAGGGACACAACACUUCAGGAAAACUUGAUAUAUUACAUCGCCACGAGUAAAGACAGUGUGAAUAUACUCUCAGAUUUGAUUCUGAGGCUGGGCAGAGUAUGGGCGGAUGUGAACUGCAGAAUUGCAGGAGAUAUCAGCCAACACAUGUACACCUCGAGUCUACUUCUCCUCGCUAUCAAGUAUCGGAUCGUCUUGAAUAAAAAUACGACGUGGGACUUGAACCAACUGAAGCAAGUUUUGUUUCAGGGCAUGUCCACUCAUCUGUCGAUCCUCACGCAGCAGUUCAGGUGUAUAGGAAUGGCUACAGUUGAACUCACAUUUCACAUGUUGGCAGAAGUCGACGAAACGGAACGGAACAUGGUGCAUCAUUUAAAAUUCGAUUACGCCGGCUUGGGGAAACGCUGUUUAGAAAUACACCAUAUUCUAAAAGAUACGACAAAGAAAUGUCUAAUAGAUGAGAAUAGAUCCAAAGAUUCGAAGCCGAAACCUAAAGUGAUGAACCUCAAUAAGAGUCUUGAUCUUAUCGCGUAUAAAGUGCACGACAUUGAGAGGCCGAUGGAGAACACUAUAGUGACGUGCGCAGUCAAGAGCGCGGCGCAGACCAAAGAGAUCGUAAAGACAAUUAUAUCUGUGAAGCUGGACGAGCUGAACAAGGGCGGGAAGGACGAAGAGCUGGACUCGGAUGACGAUCUACUACCGUACGACAUGAGCAACGAUGUGUCGGCGGCCGCUAAGAAGAGGCCGCGCUUCUUGAGGGACUUGCUGGAUAUGCUCAGAGAAGCUAACGACGUUGAAUACUUUGAGGCGUGUAUGCAGAGCGCGGAGCAGCUGGUUAACGAUAAGCUAAAGAAUGAAAGCAAAUUGCUAGCAAUCGAUCUGUUAGAUCUGUUCGUGCAUUUGGAUCAGAAAUUUCACGUUGCCAAUUUCGAUGAUCUGAGAUUCAACACGUCUGUCGCGAUAGUUUGCGCUCAACCUAAACCGUGUGCGGAGCAUCUGUGUAAAGAGCUUCACACUGACGUCGGAAGGUACUCCAUAGCGACGAAGAUAUUCAUGCUCGACGUUCUGUCCGAGGCGGCGAACAGGAUAGCCGAUGUGCGACCGCGUGCCGAAGUCAGUCCGAAGCCGGACGUGGUCACUAAGCCGGACGAGGAACUCGCCGCGGAGGAAGUCAUAAGACGGCGGCUUAUUAACAAGACUCGAUAUUUCCACUCCAAACGUCCGCACCCUUUUGCGAAAGCGAAACGCAACGAGUUCACGGCCGUCGCAGAUUACUUCUUCUAUCCGCUCAUCGGUGGCUUCGGGCACCGGCAGCUGACGCUGAGUCACCACAACAUCAAACAAGACGUCGACAACAUUCUGCUGAUGAAGUACCUGUCCGUGCUCGCCAAUAUCAUACUGGCCAGCAAGAACUGCCCCAAGUGUGCCGUCUACUGCAAGGAAGUGGUUCCCAUGAUCAUGUACCUGCGGUUCUCGCCCGACCCCAUGGUCAAGAGCUGCGUGAUCGGGAUCAUCGCUGCAAUGGUUAUGGCGCUGCCCGGUUCCGUCAUGAAGGACGAGUUCGCGACGCACAUGUCAGAGAUAUGCGCGUGGUUGAUAGACUUUUUGAACAAUGUCGAGUUGACGACGGCACUGGGCGAGGCCAAGUCCGAGGUGGCCGUGUUCGCGGCACAAGUGCUACAAAUGAUUGAUAAUGUACUGACGAGCUAGAGGCCGAUAACCAGGGAAACUGAAACGAUGGUCACAGCUGGGACUCGAAGCAUCUUGUGUGAAAAACCAGAACUAUGAUCAAGUAUACAAAAUGUAUGUACAUACCUCAAUGUCCAUAUUAUACAAGUUGGCAAUUAUUAAGUAAUAUUACGGACAUACAUGUAUAAAGGAAGAACAAAUUCUCAUUGUUUAAAACAACUCGUCGAAUGCUGUGAUCGGUCAAUUAGUUCACAAGUUUGUUUUACUUUGACAGAAUUUAGACCGAACGCAUGUCUUGUUCAGCUGCUAGUGUAGCGUGCUUAACAUUUUGGUGGCGACUAUCAGAUUGUAUGAGUUUCCUGCUCAGAGAUUCGGUUUCUUUACAAAUAUAUAACCAAUGUUGUACUUGUGUACUACACAUUUGUAGGGAAAAUCUGACAAAACAUUCAAUGACGUUCUAUAUGGACAUAUCAUUCGCAGUCUGAUAACGGAACGGCAAAAGUGUGCUUAAAGACAAUGUAAGCACACUUUUCUCCUUAGUCGUGUGUCAACUGUGUGUCAAUCAACAAGCCUAAGUGUGCUAUAAAAAGUGCUUAAAUAAUACAUUAACAAAUCAAAAAAAAGAUGGUGUGACUUAUCAUCGGUAAGCUUAUUUUAUUAUAUAAGAUUGAUAUGCAAAAAGCGGAAGUAAUUUGAUGAAACGAAUAUUUUUUCAUUAAAUAUGGUACAAUAUUAUUGACAAGUCCCCAGACAAGACCCGCUUAUCAGAAUGGGACAGAUGAAACGACACAAUCAGAAAUAUAUAGACGUAGCAGUUGAAGGUUAUUAUGGUGUCAUUUGUGGUAUGUACCAUAUUUCGGCUUUGAUUUUGUAUGGGGUGCAUUGUCUAUAUGUAUAGCACGUCAUUGAAAACAUUAUUAACUUUUAGUAAUAAUAAUUGUAUAUUUACAAAGGCUUACGUUAGAGGUAUACUCAGUUAUUUAGAAAUCGAACUAUGUUAUCAAUAUAAGUUCCUGUCUCGCACGUAUAAAGAAUGCUCACUCUCAAAUUACAAUUGAGAAGUGCUAAGCUGUUCAGAGAACUGUUAUGGUUUACCUCACAAGUAAAUACUCAUAUACUAUACUAAUAUCUGCAUAGUACUAAACAUUUGGUAUGAUUAUCCUCAAUAUUCGUAAUUAUAAAGAUACCUCCUUAUUCAUAAUGGUCCGCUAACUUAAAUAGCCGCUAAGGAGUGUUUUUUCUCAUUCUGACUUAGGUCAAUAGAAGAAGACAGAGUGAGAAUUAGCAAUGCUUUAAGUUAGCAGACUGUUAUGAAUAAGGGGGUUAAUCUAUUAAUGUUAUAAUAGCUAGUAGUGUUUAUAAUAGCUUUAUACUUGGAGCUCCACUAGUCCGCGAUAUGAGGACUUAAUUACUUUUAUUAAUUGGUCGCUAUGUACAUUGCCCUAAAGAAUUAAAUUCUCAUACUCUUUAUUUUAUUAGUGAUUCAUAGCUCUUAAUGCCCUGGAACGUCACCAAGUCUCAAAUUUUAAUUUUCUUUAUUUCUGUUAAUUUUUCAUAAUGACGCAUUUAUGUGGACCGUAAACUUUUCUUUUGUCUAUUCGGGUUUCUCGAAUGCAUGCAUUUCAUAUAAGAUAUUCUAAAUAUCUUGUUCUAAUAUAUAUCAAUUAAAAAAAAAAACUCUUCAAACGAGAUAUUGCACGUGUACAGAAUCCCUUUUUGUUUCUCAACACUCUUAUACAUUAACAGAUAUAGUAGGAAUUCUUGUAUGGAGUAUGGACUUGUUUUUUCUAGUCGGCCAAUGAUCUCUGAUUGUGGUGACGAAUUUUGGAGCUCGCUAAUUAAGAUGGCUAAAAGAUGCUAAAACAUCAGUGUGUAUCGAUGUCAUAAAAUUAGAUUAAGACGUAUGUGAUCAUUAAUAUUGCAGUGUCACAAUUUAUAUUACCUAUACACGUACAAUGGCGGAUAAUAUAUAGUUCUCUAAAUAUUAACUUUAAAAUGUGUAUAUUUUUAAUUUUAAUUAAAUAAUUUAAACUAUUUUCUUAUAUUCCAUGCUUAUUUAUAUAGCUAUUUUUAAGCAAGCCCUCUUUAGGGCAACAUAUUGCUGCAAUAUUUAAGUUGACCUUAAGCGAAUGUGGAAUGGUGGAUGUAAAUUGCAUCGCUCCCCGCGAUCGCACAACGAUCAACAAUCCACAUUUUUUAUUCCAAUAUGCAAAUUAAUCUUACGACUAUAUUAUAUAUAAUAUUACGAUGAUUUAAAUACAUUGUAUUAUAUUAAUCAUUGGGUUUACUAAACUUGUUGCGGUGGAGACUUAGCGUCUACUCGUGACACUGGCCAGAAAAAUCACUUUCAUUUAGAUUGUGAAAUUUUCGUAAAAAUAUACCCAAUAGUUUUUAAAAUAUAUUACAGUAUGUUUUAUAAAAAAUAUUAUUAUUCAUAUAUCAGACUAUUAAGAGAAAUAGUCUAGUUUAACAUUAACUUUUUGCCACAAUUUAUAUCACAGGUAAUUAUUUAGUUCCAAUGGGACAUAUUUACGGGAAGUUUGUUUAAUGGUUUGCGGGAAUCAAUUUGUUUAUGGUUUCGAAUUUUUUUGACGAUUGUCCGUUAGCAUCUGUAAUGUUAUAGUGAAAUCAAUCGAAAAUUAUCGGUGAUGUAUGUAUUUUGAAUGUUAAAUUGCUGAUGUUGUAUUUAAACAACUUAAUUACAAACUGAUCAGCUUGAAUAUGUCACUAUUGUUAAGUAGUAGGUCAUGAUAGUGAUUUAUUCAGAGGACCAGUUUGUAGGCGGUCGAGGUUCUUAAUCGGACUUUCCCCCGACUGAUCACUACUAUGAGGAACAUUAAAAUGUGUUAGUGAAUUAAUUGACUUUGAUGUCAAGAAUUUUUUUUCGAAAAAUUAUUAAGUAAUUUUAUAAAUUAUUUAGGUAAUCGCAGUGAUAUCUGUGAGCGCGUCGCGCACGUGGCGUAACUCAUCAUAAAUGACAUAUUACGCGAUGUAUUUUGUAAAUACUUUGGUAAAAAAUACAACUUAUGGUUAUGGCAGCCAUUUUGGACACGACUGACUGUAGCUUAUGAGAUACAGAAGAAAGUGUACAAUACUAGUCGAGGCAUUUGAUAAAUUGAAAUACUGACGAGUCUAGUAAUUCGAUACGAAAUAUAUAUUAUAUAGCCCGCCGAUUAGUAAUAACGCGCGUUCAUCACACAUUUGGUCCCGCGGCCGCGGGUCGACUUUAUUAUUGUGUAUCUACAGGACGAUGAAGCCAGAGCUACGUCGUCGAUAACUAAUUACUUACUAGAUUGUAGUGUUAUUAAAAACGCGCGUACCACUUGUCAUUUCUUAAAUAUGUCAUUAAACCUAAAAAUAACUUUAUUAAUAAUGUAAUAAUACUUCCUGACUGUGCAGACAAGCAUGCGAUGGGAUAAAUGAGCCAUGCUAGUCUAGUUAUAAUUAGUACAGUAAAAGCUCUUUAUUCGCGGGGUAUAUGUUCCGUAAAUAUGCCGCGAACACAGAAACCGUGAAUACGGAAUGGUUUAUAUGGGAUUAUAAGGGAUAAGUUCCUAGGUGACAAAAUAAAACACAAACUUAAAAAAAAAACUAAUUGAAGUUUUUGACUAUACUUAUCAAUCAUUAUCAGGCUUAGGUUGCCUAAGUAUUAAAGAAUUUUGUAAUCUUUUCUUGCAUAACAGUUUUUAAAAGCUCCUUUAGAUCAAACUGAUACUCAGCAGUGGCAUUAGCAAUUUGCCUCUUAAAAAUAACACUUCGUUCCAUAGACGGAUCAAUUUUCAUAAAGAAAUCACAAAGCUCAUUUGCCAUUUUUAAACCUUCACUAAAAUUUUUUAAAUUAUAUGACACAUUUCCAGUGCUUGUUAAAACCUCUUCUUCAAUGGUCUGUGAAUUUAACAUUAAAAGGCAUAAAAGGCAUUUACUUUCUCAAAAUUGAUUCCUUUAGAAUUCUUUUUGAUGUCAUUUCUUAUACUACUAGAUACUACUACCGCUUCGGAAACAAAUGGCGCUCUGAGAGAGAAGAAGCGGCGCAAGAAACUCUCCCCGCAUUCUUUUUUUAUGCGCUCUUUUCAAUAAAAAUAUACAAUAUUGUACAGUCAUUUCUAUCGCUAUAUCGCUAUAUUUCUAUCCCAGGCUGUCCGAUCAUUUAGAUAUUCAGCAGUGGAGUAAUAGGAUUUACGACAGAGCCAUUUUUUUAUAAAACAUUUAAAUUUAUUUAUAGAUAAUGUCUGAACAGUGGCUGGGACUUUAUUGUAGAAGUGUAUACAUUUACCCUUAAAGCUAUUAUGUAUCUUAUGAAGCCCAUUUCCCAUCUCGUCCUAUUCCAUUCGCAAUUAUGCAACUAUGUAGGAAUUCUUUUUAUUGAUAUGCAUGUAUUAUGUACCGAUUACAUCCGCGAAUAAAGGAAUCUUUAGCCGCGAAUAUAGGAAUUGGGUCACAAUUUUUUAAUCCGUGAAUAGUGAAAGCGCGAAUAAGGAGCUUUUACUGUAUUAAAAUUUAAAUAACAGUAAUUACGCUAACAGUAUAUUGCGAUAGUUUCUAUAUUUUUAUUUGGUUAUAGAUUAUAGCGUAGUUGACUUGGAUCAGCUAAUGUUGUUUUUGUAGAUCUCUAAUUAUAAGUUCGUGUGUUACAAAUAUGAAUAACACAAUAUUCGCAUUCAUAGCGUACAUAUAGAUGUCGUAUGUAAUGUUAUAGAUAUGUUGUUGUCAGCCAACGAUCAUUAAAUAUAAUUGAGUCAUUGAUUCGUA
Leptidea sinapis is the source of this 8912-nucleotide messenger RNA. It is a transcript of the gene lqfR, whose product is annotated as clathrin interactor 1. Gene Ontology annotation, molecular function: phospholipid binding; clathrin binding. Gene Ontology annotation, biological process: endocytosis. Lineage: Eukaryota; Metazoa; Arthropoda; Insecta; Lepidoptera; Pieridae. The record is from RefSeq and is a predicted model, not a curated record. Bases 144 to 4184 code for a protein of 1346 amino acids. Gene Ontology annotation, cellular component: endosome; plasma membrane; clathrin vesicle coat. The transcript is spliced from 11 exons.